AUGGUGAAGCUAGCAUCAGCUAGAGAGAUUCGAAUGUAUGGGCCGAGGCUAUCUAAAUCCAGGGCAGAAUACAUGAACGCAGGGCUCUAUGUGUUUGCAACUAUUGUGCUUAUUGGUGGGUUUGUGGCUGAAUUGUCAAAGGAAACCAAGCCAGGUCUUGUGCUUUUGCUCAUAGCUCUCUUACUUAUUACGGUGGUCAAUCUUCAUGAUCUUGUUGCCCAUCUAGCCGGGAUUGAUUAUCGGUUGCGUCUGAUGGGGUAUGACACACAGCUUGCACUAGUUGAAUUUGCUGUUCCUGUGAUUCAGGCCUUGGGGGCUUUGCUUUCUUUCUUGGGUAUUCUUUUUCUUUUUAUUCAGGAAUAUAAAGGAUAUGAUCACUUCAAAUUGGAAAGGCAUGCUUUAAACUUGCUUGCUGCAGGACCAGCGUUCUGGAUGCUUGGAUCCUUACACAACUCAUGCCAAAUAUAUGAAAGAGCUGAUGGGCAUGUGCAAAUCUUGCAGCAGAGUGUCCACAUCCCAUUUUUAAUGGGAAGUUCGUUGUUCUUGGUGGGAUCUAUUCUCAAUAUUCGUGAGCACGCAGGAUGGGGUCAUCAUGGACUGGAAUUAUUGGGCAAGACUUGGGUUUGGAUAGGCAUCUUUGGAAGUCUAAUGUUCUUUAUUGGGGGUUUAACAAAUGUAGUCAAAGUGUUCGAGAUGCAACAUGUUGAUGGACUAAGGUUGGAGAAAUUGCGAGGAGGAGCUCAAGAGCGUUUGAGACGAGAGAGGGAGGGCCAGGCACCACUAAUCCUAGGAGGGGAGAGGAGGGGGGAAACGAUAGCCGAAGAAACUAGAGCAGCACUCCUUAUUCCUGCACCAACUCCUUACAAGGAUGUACUUGUGGGCCAGUCUUGA
Molecule: messenger RNA, 891 nt
Organism: Populus euphratica (Euphrates poplar)
Lineage: Eukaryota; Viridiplantae; Streptophyta; Magnoliopsida; Malpighiales; Salicaceae
Exons: 3
Coding region: 1-891 (296 amino acids)
Source: RefSeq, a predicted model, not a curated record